AUGCCGACCUCGAAUGGUGAAAGCCACCGGGACCUCAAGCCCUGGGGCUCACAUAUGUCGGACUUUCGAGUUGGCUCACGCAUUCGCAGUCGCUGCGCACCAAGGAGAACUGUCCCAAAAGAUCCUGACAAGUACAGAGGCAAGAAACGGCUCGCGGAGGACCUCGAUGAGUUUUCUCGUUUUAUCGAAACCAUUGCUAAAGAUGUGCAUGAGUAUGUGCAUGAGUCAGCGCCCGGCAUUGGUCAGAGCCAGUGGCCUGAAUCCGAGGAUGAAAGUCUCGACCAGACCAAGGAGGAGGGCACAGGCCUUGACCCUAACAUUAACUACAUGACCUUCAGGAAAGAGCAGGCACAAAUGCUCAUAGAUGAAAUGUGCGCAGCAUGCGGCGAAGUGCCACCGCUGGAGUCAGAGUUAGAGAAUCACCAAAGAAACAUUCAGCGCCACGACCAAUGGUACAAGGGCAUCCUCGACAAUAUUUACCAAGCUCUAUCCUACUCCUCGAAUGAGAAUCUCGACACUUCACCAUUUCAUGAGAGCAUGUUCCGGUGGCUCUGUGCGAAUUCAAGUGCAGCCAGCCAGCAAGCGAUCCUUGAUGUCCUUCUCCAUCCUCAUGUGCGUUCCUACCGUACCCGAGCGGUGCUAGGACGCCAGGACUGGCGCGACCUAUUUCAUUCACUGGAAACUUUCUCUCUGGCAACUCAAGUACCUCGCAUCCCAUCCGUUAUUGGAACAUAUGCCUUGUAG
Messenger RNA from Clonostachys solani, 744 nucleotides. NCBI's taxonomy places the organism in Eukaryota, Fungi, Ascomycota, Sordariomycetes, Hypocreales, Bionectriaceae. The record is from the annotation of a GenBank genome assembly.